AUGGCUGCUGUAUAUGUUGGCUUCAAAUUGGCGUCAAAUCAUGAUAUUUCUCGAUACACGAUAUGCGAGGGGAGAAGGGUGGAGGUUGAUCCGCAUGGAGUCCCGAGGGAAUAUAUGUACACGGUGUGCCCCAGCCACCUUCGCUACUGCUGUCGUAGUGAGCUUUACGAUGGCGAAAGGUGUUGUGCCGGCCGUUCCUAUUACAGCUACUCUCAACCACAGGGCAGGAUAAUUGGGUCUCUCUUCGGCACCCUUUUGAUGAUAUUGGGCAUUGGAUUAUUGGCCUACUUCUUCUGCCUCCGACGUCGUCGCAAGCAAUCAUCAUCGAUGCACGACAUGCCGGCGCCACCGCCACCACCGCCGAAUUUUGUCACCGUAGGGGGGUACGCGCCUGCCUUGGAUCCGCGUGUACCCACUUACCCAGUGCCUGUCUCAAAAUCUGAUCCAUACCUGGAUCCUCCACCACCCUAUCCCGCUUCGGUCCCAUCGGGCAUCCAGCCACCUCCGUAUCCGGGUGAGACCCCACCGGUCCCAAAUCCUCCUUAUCCAGCAUCUUCCAACCCUGUUCUAGGCUCGGGCUGGGGAGCGGCUCCUCAACACCCUCCACCGCCCACUGCCCCGUCUGGAUGGCGACUCCUGCCAGGGUAUGCAUUAGAUGGUGUAGGGUUGAUUUCGCUUGCAGCCGUUUUCGCCACAAGGAGGGGUGGUGGUUCACUACUGAGUGGCGAACGCGCUGUUGUGGGCUCCAGGUUAAAUGAAAAGCUGGCCGGUGUUGUUGUGGAUCCAAUCCUUCGAGAAUCCUUCUGA
Echinococcus granulosus is the source of this 807-nucleotide messenger RNA. RefSeq lists its product as hypothetical. The transcript is spliced from 6 exons. NCBI's taxonomy places the organism in Eukaryota, Metazoa, Platyhelminthes, Cestoda, Cyclophyllidea, Taeniidae. The record is from RefSeq and is a predicted model, not a curated record. The coding region runs from base 1 to 807 and encodes 268 amino acids.